This is a messenger RNA of Cinara cedri, 10933 nucleotides long. The record is from the annotation of a GenBank genome assembly. NCBI's taxonomy places the organism in Eukaryota, Metazoa, Arthropoda, Insecta, Hemiptera, Aphididae.
AUGUCCUUAAAGCUUGAAGCAUUGACUAAGCCCACUAAUGAACUGAUUAUUUCCACAUUAUCCGCGGACCCAAGUGUUCGUAAUCUAUUGUUGCCGUUGGUUGAACUGACGAUUUUCUGAACACUUUAUUUCACUCGCAGCUAUUCCUAAUGCUGUUCAAUGUAGUUCAGAUUGAUCUGGUAAUCCGGAUCGGUCAUCGUACUGAUUUUAAUUAUUGAACCGAACUAAGCGCUCGGCGCACGACUAGACACGCGGUAUGAGCGCGCCGAGAAAAAACGAACGCGACGGGGAUUGCGUGAGAAUAAGAAAUUCGCACUUUUAUCCGUCACGAACUCGAGAAAAACGAAAUGAACCGUAAUGGUAACUAAUGUUUGUACAUAAUAGGAUUAUCUGUUGUGCAGAUUUCGAGAUUUUCCCUACGACCAUAUGACUCGUAUGUUACGCAACGCAAUAAUAAAAUACACGUACCCGUAUUAUUGUUAUUGUUGUUGUUAUUAUUAUUUUGUGACGUCGACGGGAAAAUGUCGCGGUGAUUAUUACCCGAGAAGAGAUUAUUGUAACAAACGACGACACGCCUGUCGUCUGGCGUACGUAAAUAUCAUAAUAAUGCGCUUGUCGUGUUCGCGCGUUGUUUUCUUUUUGUCCGCGUUGUUCUUUCGCACGCUCGACGUAUCCGCAACUUUGCGCGCGCGCGCGUGUAGGCGUAUCAUUGUUAAUAUUCCGCCCGAGCGGAUUAAAAUGUACGUUCAAUUUAUGCGCAAAGGCGCCGCAGGCCGCGGUAACGGGCCCGAGCGUUGCGCAGGGCGCUCGCGACGGCGACGAGACGUUACGGAACGCAUUACGCGGUUCGGUCGCGACACGUCCCGCGAAACUCGCCCGGAAGAUCACGACCGCGGUAGCCGUGACGGGCGACCUGCGGAUACCGUUCGAUAUCGCUGUACAGGUUAUAAUACACAGGUAUUCUUGCCGUAUAAUAUAAUCCGAAGAUCGUAACGCGACACGGUCUCGUUACGAUCCACGAGUCCGCGCAUUGUAUACAUGACGAUAUUUACUAAGCGCGCUGACCCCGUUUUUUUUUUUUUUUUGGCCAAAUUUCGCAUGUAUUUAAAUUCGGAAUUUCGAAAUUGUCCAGUGCAGUUAAUGCCGAUAUUUUCGAAUGCUCAGAUUUUUCACCACGUUCAAUGAGUAUUCUGUAAAGUGAAUGAAGAUAUGAAUAACAAAUUUAUAUUUAAAAAUAAGAUAAAUAAACAACAAUCAAUGCGUCGCGCGGAGUAUUAGGAUAAGUGUAUUGUACGACCGGGUUCGGAUUGAAAAUGCAUCAUCGGGUAUAUCACAGUUAAAAAUGCAAAACGCGACUGAAUAUAACUAAUUAAAUGAAGGAACGGAUAGAGAAAACAAAAAAAUUAUACUAAUUGGUCGUUUUACAUAGAAUAUAGAAAUAAUUUAUUUUAAUAGGAGAGAUUAUUUAAAAUUAGUUAUUAUUUAACAUAGAUAAGUUAAGAAAUAUAAAUUAUUUGAUCUUAUAUUAAUACAUUUUAGAUAAUAAAUAAUAACCAAAUAAUUUAUAUUUCUUAACUUAUCUAUGUUAAAUAAUAACUAAUUUUAAGUAAUCUCUCCUAUUAAAAUAAAUUAUUUCUAUAUUCUAUGUCUUUUUAUUUUUUUUUUAUUUUUUUUUUAUUAUAUAAUUCCUCAAACAUGCUUAUUGUAAAAAGUGUAUUUACAGAUUUUAUGUGUUAUAAUUAAAAUAAAAAAAAAAAAUAAUAAAAAAAUAUUCUAUGUAAAACGACCAAUUUGUAUAAUUUUUUUGUUUACACUAUCCAUUUCUUCAUUUAAUUAGUUAUAUUCCGUCGCGUUUUGACAUUUUGACUGUAAUAUCACAGUCAAAAUACCCGAUGAUGAAUUUGUAAUUCGAAACCAGUCGUAUAAUACUCCAGGCGACGCAUUGAUCCGUUUAUUUACUUUAUAUAUUUACGAGUAUUAACCAUUUUAAUAAUUUUGUUGUUAAUUUAUUAUUUAAUUGAGUAUUCUUUGGCGAUACUAACUUUGAAAAUGAGAACUUAUAUUAAAAAUUCCGUAAACAGAUGAAGUAUUACUUUUAAUACAUUUUGGUGCAAACAUUUUUGAUUUCCGUCAACCCAUUGGCCAUAUAAUUCACUUUAAAGUUUAAGUAAGGGAAGAUUAGUGGAGUACUAAUAAAAUGCCGCGCGCCGUCCCGCCACACAAAUGAUAAUUAUGGAAUUCUUAAUAUAGGUUCUCAUUUGAAAAACCAAAGUUGGUAUCACUACAGGAUACUCCUUGAAUGUUGUAAAAAAUCUUAAUAUUCGAAAGUAUCGAUUUUAACUACACUUAAAAAUUCCGAAAAUCAGUAUUUGAAUAAAUGCAAAAUUUAACCGAGAAAAUGAGUUGAGCACAUUUAGGGAAUCGCAUUGUGUAUAGCAGAGUUAUAGUACACGAUGACGGGUAUAUAUGGAGAAUUCGUAGGCAAAAAUACAGACUGAAAGUACAAAAGGCUCGAGCCAAAUACGUUUUAUACCUAAUAUUUAUGAUUAAAUUUCAUCAAAUAUUAUAGGCAGGGCUUGAGAUAAAAGGCUAGGCCAUCAUGAGCUCCUAUCCCUGUUUACGUCUUUGAUAAAGAUAUAUGAUGUUGAUUACUUAAAAUGCCACACCUGCGCGUGCUGCUUCGUCCGUUUGUCAGGGAUUUUGUACAAUGUUUAUAAUUUUAAUGCUUAUUACAAUUUAUCGAUCUGUUGUGAAUCUCUAAUACAAGAAUGUUAUCUAAGCAAUUACGCCAAGUUUCUUGAUAUUUAAAUUUUUGAGCAAGAUUUUAGCAUUUUGGAAUUGUGAUUUUUCGUUUAAAAAUUAAAAUAUAGAAAAAUAAUCCGACGCAACUGUUUAUUUUUUAAGUUUGAAAAUAGUCCAAUUCUCUCUCAUAUAAAAACUUAGAGUGCGUGCGUAAGACGGAAACAGUAUGUGUGAAUGUGGCUUCUUCUUAAUAACUUAAAAAUUUAAAUAUUUAGAAAAUUUUUAGAUAUUGAUAGAAAAAAUAUUUUAUAAAAGCCGGAUAUACUUCACGCACCACGUGUGGUCCUACACAGUUGCUGGUAAAUAUUUGGGAUCGUAUAGCAUUUAUAAUAUUUUAUAUGUAACGAUAAAUUGCGCACGAUAAACGCGAAAUUUAUUGGGGAGAGGUUUAAAGGUUUGAACCUCCUAAAAGCACAUCCCUGGUACUUCAGUCAUGCACGUACAAAAUUACUUCCGACUAGCUUUAUUUCGGGGGGCUGUUGAGGCGCGUAAAACUAAAAAAAAAAAAAAAAAAAAAACACUCUUGUCUUAUAACAACAUGGCGCAAAAUUCGACCGAAAUUUGAUCACUUCAAUUCGUCUAUAAAAUAACUUAUUUGUUUAGAUUUAGCUAAUUCGGUCCAUAGGGAGCCGCCGAAAAUGUCCCAAAGUAACUGGGAAAAUACACGCAACUAUAUAAUAUAAGUUACGUUGCAUUAAAUAGCAUGCAAAGUACAGCGUAAUAGUCUAUGUUUUCGGGAGAAAUUUGACAAACACGCGUGCAUAGUUAAAUUCACCCGUAAAGUCAAAAGUGCGUGAUAAAAUAUAUAAUUAUGCAUUCCGGAUCAGUGGGAAGUGACUAUAAAUAAUGUCGAAAGUCAGCAAUCUCCUCCUAUAAUAUUAGGUAUAUCUCGUAAUUUAAAAAAAAUAAAAAAAAAAACCAACAAUAUUUCUACGGUAAUAAUUUAUUUAUCUAUCUAUCGAUAUAUUGUAUGUACUUGCUUGUAAGCAACCAUUAGCGGUAUUCCGGUGUAAGUAGUGUAUAUUAACUGCGUAUUAUGUUAUUAUUUGUAAUACCGCGUUGCACAAUGUUAUUUAUUAUAUGCACAUGCGAGUAUCGCGAGAAGGAAAAAGUUAAUUAACUUUCUUCGGCCCGCCACUGCCCGCCGUCCGGUGAAAUAAUAGAUUUCGUUUAAGAUUAAUCGGUUUCGUCUGUAUAUAAUAAUAAUAAAAUGUGUCUAAGAACCCAACUUACAUUGUGUACUUAUAAUACGUCUGAAACUCAAUUUACAAUACAUACUUACCUAUAUGAUAUAUAAUGUACGAGACGGUCACAGAUUGUGUACGUAAAGGUAUUCGACUCGAAUAGUGUACACUUGUAUCUGAUUUCGAUUUCGUUCGUUCGUACAGAAUAAAUAUAAAAAAUACGCGUGCAACAACAUUUUCUAUUAUUAUCGUUACUUCUGAUAUUAAAAUUAAAAAAAAAAAAAAAAGACAAAUAAUUUACUCGCACGGAAAGCGUGUAAAAAAGUUCCAGAAACGCCGGAUUAACCCGACCGCAAUCGCUAUAGUAUACGUUACACGCAUAGCGAAACACAUCUUUAAAAUACUGCGACUAUUUUUAUGUACCUAAGUAUUGAAUACAAUAUUGCAAAUUGAUUUACUAUAAAACUAAUGUAAUAUAUGUGUAUAGACGAGUGUUCCGUUGAAAAAAAUACGAUCCGAAAAUUAGAUGAGAAAUUGUUAUUAUUAUUAUAAUGUUUUGUGUAACGGGCGUAUAAGAAAAAGUAAAAACCGCGUUUACAGACUUGGUCGUUUUUCACAUAAACCGGCCGAGUCGAGUCGAAUUACAUUCGUAAGAAUUUGUAUUUACUUACUAAAUGCAAUAGGUACACAAAUAUACUGAUACUGCUGAUGGGUCUACCACUGUUUUACGAAGGAAGUCGGUAGGGAGGAUGAUAUAAACAGUAAUAUUAUUUAAUUUUUAUCUGUACGUAACGAUAAACCAUAUUAUAAACGAAAAACUAUUCCGAGCGGUGUGUUAUUAAUCGUAUUCUUUCCCUUGCAACGAAAAUAACCGGGAAAUAGAAAAACAGUUAUACAUCAAAUUGCCAUUUUUUCCUCUAUUGAUUAGGAAAAAUUAAAAAAAAAAAACCGAUCUCCCAAUACUAAAUGGAAAAUAUUACACGAAAGUUUCUAUAAAGUUUUCGAUCGGACUUAUAUUGUUGGUGGCGAAACGGUUUACAGACAUAAGAAAAUAAUGAUAUUAUUAUCACGUCAUAGUAAAACCAACACAUUCCUCGCUUCGUCCAUAACGUUAAAAAAAAAAAAAUGUCUAGAAACGUAAAUAGCGAAGUGUUUAAAAGUUUAAACACCAUAAAAAAGUGUACGAGUACCAUCACUAUUGUCCGAAUAUGCAUAAAUUACAAAUACAGUGUGCAAAUAGUAAGUAGGUUCUCAAUAUUAUACGACUGGUUAGUGACCGAAACCGUUAAAUAUAUUAAUGAGAAGGCGUGUAUUUCGCCGUUUUACGAUGUUUUUCGUAAAAAAAUAUAUCGUAGGCCGGCGCAAUCGUCGUCGGGGCGUUUUCCACACGACUAUGAACUCUGCAGCAAGAUCAAUAAUACUCGAAAUUACAGGGGCUCCCACAUUCAAAACUCACUUUGUAGGUUGUUUUUUUUUUUUCCUUUCAUCUGUAUUACAGACCUCUGAAACAGUACUGCCAAUAUAUAUAUAUUCGUGUCGACUUCCCGGUUCUUCUAAGUUUUUUUAGUUAUGCUUCACUAAAGGCGGGCAAAUAAACAAAAAUAGUUAACUAGAGUUUUAGUAUAUAGUAAAAAAUCAAAAAAACCAUUCGGUUAAUAGUUCUAAAAAUUGAAUUUAACUCGUUUGGUCGAUAGUCGAUGUACGAAAUAUAUUUGAACUUAAUUCAUCUGGUAAAAUAGCAUGUAUUCUUUAAAAGUUAAACAGUACAAUUAAGUUAGUUAAGUUGAGAAACGACCAAAAUAAUUAGCUACUUAAGUUAGAACAGUAAAAUUAAUUAAUUAAUUUUUCCACUGUACACAUACGAUGAAUGACGGCGAAUCAUGGGCGCUCGCAAGAAAUUUAUCAAGAAGGGAAAAAAUAAAAUCAAACGCCAAAAAGUAAUGAAAAUAAAAUUAUUGCAAUUACAUUUGAAAUGUCGAAGUCCAGAGGGCGUAUAGACGCGCCGUCUUACCCCCCCCCCUCCAGGCGCUCAUGCAGCGAAUAAAUUACUGACAUAAUUUAUUUAGAUAAAUAUAUAAUCCGUACAGGUUUUUAUUACUUUGUAUUGCUGUGUUUAUGUAUUUUGUUUAUAAAGAUUGCCUAACUUGUAUUUGCUGUAGAUUAUAAAAUACGAAGAAAAAACUUCGUACGUUCGGUUAACCCUCAUCCCACCCUCAUUGGAAAUCGUAAAAAAAUUACGCCAAUAUUGGCACGUAAUGAAUGAUGAAUAAGCAAAAUAAAAUACAUAUUACCCACAAUAACAAUGCAUGGCUGUAUGAAAAAAUAACGUGAAAAUACUUACGAUAAAUUUGUAUGUGCAAAAUUAGAAAUUAAAUUUGUAUAAGUUACUAGUCGCAAGAGUCGUAUAAAGAGGAUUUUGGGAGCAAAGCCCACGUGGGUUUUUAAUUUGGCCAUAAUUAUCUAGCACCCCAAAGUUGAUGGUCUAGUUGCGCCUAUGCUAACAAUUGUCAAUAUCGAGUAUAGCUACUGUUAAAUGUUUUAUUUUUUACGUUCGUCUCAUAAUAUGUAAUGGCACUGAACAUGUUCUCACCACUACAAUUUUUUUUAAAUCUAAUAACUUUCGACAUUUUUCUAACAAAUUCUAAUACCUGUCUUACAAUUCUGAGUAGAGUUUUUUUUUAUAGUGAUUUGGCUGAUAUUCGUGGUUAGAUUAAGUAGGUAAACAGGUAUUAUUCAUAUAGUUUUUAUUUUAACAACCAUUGUACAUUCGAUCUCCAAUUCAAAAAGCCAUCUGAUUUACUACGGCCACCGAACCAACCACCCCAAUUAUAAAAAAAAAGUACAAGUACCAUCAAAAUUAAUACACCAACUAUGAUGGAAUUUACUAUUACUGGUUGUAACGAUUAGAAAAAGGUUGAAAUCGUGAUGUCAGACGGGAAAAACAAUUAAAAAAAAAAAAUCACAAAACAAGCUCAGUGGAGACAAGUAAUGGUACCUAUACAUGCAUAGAAUUUAUCAAUCCAAUAGGCUAUAAUCUGGUAGUAUGUUUCAUAGUUUGAAUCAGUUAUUUAUGAAAAGUGCUAAGUCGCUUUUUUGAAAAAUAGGUUUGAUAAAUUUAUAUUCGAUACUUAGAAACAAAUCAUUUAUUUUUGAAAAGUGCCUAGUACGUUCGUUAUGUUAGUUUCUGUAAUUGACAAUUCAAAGACCAAACUCUCUAGUUUAUUCAUGAAAAGUGUUAAAUAGCGGCCGGCCCGCUAAACUUCUGAAAGUUUUAUUUUUUUGCUCAACCGCUUUCAUAAAUAUCCGAUUCGUUUAAAGUUAUACUGUUUUAUAAUCAAUGGUACAUGUAGAUACCUAACUUGAGUGAUAUAUAAAAUAACGAAUUUAUUAUGAACUGUCGGUAUAUUUGAUAAUAUUAUACGAGAUAAUUUCAACAAAAAAACUAUAAAGUUUGACUAAUUCUUGGUGAUAAAAUAAUAGGCAAUCUGGCAAUGUAAUAAAAUUGCAUAGAAAUAGGUGGAAUUUUCAUGAAAACCUAGUGAAAAAGCAAAAUGUAAUUAUAUACUACAAAAUCCGAGCCCGCAUGUUUAUAAGGUAAAUAUAGUUCAACAGACAUCUUAUAGGUGCAGGUAUAACAGCUGUAACAAUAAUUUGUUUUAAAAAAAAAAAAACCCAUAACAUUACGAUAUAAUAACUAAAAGUUUACUGUAUAAGUACAUAAAAAACGUUGUGACGCAGAAUAUAUUUAUUCUGUUGCAACUGGUAAUCUUGUGUAUCCAAACCAAAGAAAUUGAACAUAACAUGUAAAUAUGCAAGUAUAAACAGGCGUAGUUUCUAAGUGCGUCAACUGAAUGUAAACACGAAUACUCGUCUACCGACUAUACCAAUAGUAUAAAAAGGUAUGUGUGCUUUAGGUUUUUUGUAAAUCAUUCGAACGCAGAAGUAUCAGCGGUGAAUUAUUUGAAACUUGAUUUGAAUUUCGUGGUAAAAUAUCGUUCUGGUAAAUGAGUUCUGAUACAUUCAGAAAUUUUAACUUUACAAAUAAUUCUAAUAUCUUGAAUACAUUUCAAUCUGCACGCACUGCUUGACAAAAUACGUUUCACACGUUUGAAUAGAUACUUUUCAGUAUAAUAAAUUAUUCAUCAGGUGACAAAAGUAGGUAUAGGUAGAUAUGUGGUUUUGUGCAAAUUGUGUGAACGCAUUUAGUUAUUUUCCAUAUUGUUUGUGCAGCGAAAUCACUGAAAAAAAUAUAACGUUCAUCUUUCAUAUUUUUUUUUUUUUUUUUUUUUUUUUUAGUAUUCGACAGUAUCAAAAAUAAUGGUCGGGUCAAAAAAUACUUGGUUUUGCGUACUGUUAUAUUUAAUAGUGUUGCUCAGGACUUUAUCGUACGGGGCGAGUAUAUCAGGUGAGUAUCGCUUACACUAUUAUCACUAUUACGCCGUAUAUUUUAGUGUUGGAACUGAGCGGAUAUUUUAAAAUCCGGAUUUUGAUGUUCAUAAUACACGUGUGUACAUCUACUUUCGGAUAUCUUUUUAUUAAUCGAUUAUUCAUAAGAUAUAAUCGAGAAUAUUUGAGUUAUAAAUGGUUACGCAUAUAAUAAUGAUUAUUGAACCCUCAAAAAUCACGCUGAUAAAAUAUACAAUUAUACAACUAAGAGCCAGUCUCAUCGAAUUUAUCCCACGAAUCACGAUAAAAAUAAAUGUUUGAAAAAAAAUUUAAAAUACAGAAAUCCGAAUACCAAACAUGUCCCAGUAUUCCAGAUAUUCGAGUAUAUUCGGAUUUCGGCCAUUUCAAUUAUCCGGAUAUCCGAUUAUUAAAAAUAAAAAUAAAAACAACCGAAUAUACGCUAGGAAAUUUGCACGUAUAUCAACGGAAAUAUUGUGAACCCAGCCCCGAAUAAUCAUAGACGCAAUAUUGGUCCAAUAGACGCUACAACGAAAUCGGUCGAGUAGUCGCUUCCGAAAAAAAAUGUGCGUGAUUUUUUUUUUUUUUUUAUGUACGAGUACUUGUAGUUUGAUGUGUUUAAACGGUCAAUUCUUUUACUUUUAAUAAUCUUCAAAAAAAAAAAAAAAUGUGAUAUAUAUUAAUAAUCAUUAGAGUUCGGGACUUAUUGCAGUGACAAUAAUGAAAGUGUGCAUUAAAAUAAUAUGAAAAAUGCGCGAAAAUAUGCACAAAAAAAAGUUAUAUGCUGCACUCAAAUAUGUAAUUAAAUUAUUAUUUCGUAUUUCAAAUGCAAUUUAAUAAACAAUUGUUUUAAUAAAUAAUAAAAGUGCGAAUAAAAUUGAAUUUGUACGUUUAUACACUUAUAAAGUUUCAGUUUUCAUCGGUUUUCUUUUAACGACUCUGUAAAAAUAAAAACAAUUUUCUCUUAGUACCUACUUUUACUGUUUAUUUAGGUUAAUAAUUAUUAUGAACUAUGGAGUUGCGGGUAAAAAGGAUACACGGUCGUAACACCUGUACAUAGACGAAUAAUUAUGAUAUCUGCUCUUGCCUUAAAAACCGUGUUCUUUUUCCACUGCAGUUAAAUUGGUUGUUUUUGCAUUGUUGCUUUGUAUUUCGUGGACAUUUUCGUUACGCGAACGGAAUAAAAACCAUGCCAUCAUUAAGUGGGUACACGUUAGCUACGUGUAGGUAAUUAAUUACGCGUUCAACGCGAUCGUCCGAAAUCUCAAUAAUAAUCGUAAUGUUUCAGCGAACGCGAUUGCCGACUUGGGGACCCAAGAUGUCAACAAAUUAUACCAUUCGGAUGCGACAGACGGCGUUCCCCGUAAAAUGCUUGAUUGUAAGAACAGCUGUGUAUUCUAUUAAAAAUAUAUCCCUGAGUAACCUAAGUAACCCAAUAGUUAUUAGGUUCAUUUAGCUCGUCGGUACCAACGUAAAUUCGACUAACAAAUGGUUAGUAGCUGACUACCGGGUUGAUGACGAAUAACUGCGUCGAUUUUUUCUAGAUCCGGAGCGUAGCGAGGUAUCGAUUAAUUUUACUGUGUUUUUUUUUUUUUUCUGAGACGGGGGUAUAUGAACAACUUUUCUAUCGGGAAAACUUGCUCAGUAGUAACAAAUGUAGUAUCAUUUCUGAAAGGUAAUUUUACCAGGUGGUGAAUUGAGAAGACCAUUUUUUGAUUGCUUAAGAGAUUUUCAAAAUAAUUGGGAAAAACCCGAAAGAAAAUCAUAUGUAAAUCGGCAAAUAUUUACGGCGUUACCGUUUUUAUUGUUUUUAAUUUGUCAAACUUGUGUUUUCAAUCAGAAAUAUUACUCCAAUCAAAAGCUCACAAGAGAUAGAUUUCGUUCCUUUUGGUAUAGAGUCACUGAAAAAGAAAGUGGAUUUCUGAUGUCUAAAGAGUAUUUUUCAUAAUAGUUCGGAAAAAACCAAAACAAACGAAAAAUACGAUUUUUUCAAAUUACUGUGCAACGAUUUCAUUAUUUAAAAUUUUUACGCUUUCCGUUUUCAGAAACAUAACUCCAGGUCUUUUAUGUCUCAUUUUUAAUCUUGUCGACGUUCAAAAAGUCAUUUUUUUGAUUUUCUUUCUAUAUUUUUUUUUUUUAAUAACUGAGCAAACCCGAAAAAUAAGUAUGAAGAACGGGAAAAUUUGCGAAAAUAAUUCUUUUAAUAUUUUAAAUUUUGUUUUUCUAAUGUAAUUCAGUUAAGUCAGCAGCUUUUUACGCAUUUUUACACUUCUAAUAUUAAUUUUCAUUUACAUUUUUUUUUUUUUUUACUUAUAACCGAAAUAUUUUUUUGAUUUAUACAAAUUUAAACUUGAUCAAAUGAAUUAUUUUCGAAAACUCACCUACCUUACAAUAGGAUUUUAACUAUUAUUGUAACUUUCAACAUGUUAAAUAAUUAUUAAACUAUAUUUUGUACCUCAUUAAUGUGGAAUAUUUGUAUAAUUUCAGUGGUUCCGAAUGAUAAUCACGAAACCGAAUACUUAUUCACUUCGGCAAGUAUAUAA